Molecule: messenger RNA, 2067 nt
Organism: Xiphophorus hellerii (green swordtail)
Lineage: Eukaryota; Metazoa; Chordata; Actinopteri; Cyprinodontiformes; Poeciliidae
Product: mucin-5AC-like
Exons: 2
Source: RefSeq, a predicted model, not a curated record
AUGACAGCGGCUCCAACCACAACCACAGCUCCUCCAACCACAACAACAGCGGCUACAACCACAACAACAGCGGCUACAACCACAACAACAGCGGCUCCAACCACAACAACAGCUGCUCCAACCACAACAACAGCGGCUCCAACCACAACCACAGCUGCUCCAACCACAAUCACAGCUGCUCCAACCACAACCACAGCUGCUGAAACCACAACAGCUUCUCCAACCACAACAACAGCGGCUCCAACCACAACCACAGCGGCUCCAACCACAACAACAGCGGCUCCAACCACAACCACAGCUGCUCCAACCACAACAACAGCGGCUCCAACCACAACCACAGCGGCUCCAACCACAACCACAGCUGCUCCGACCACAACAACAGCUGCUACAACCACAACAACAGCUGCUCCAACCACAACCACAGCGGCUCCAACCACAACAACAGUUGCUCCAACCACAACCACAGCGGCUCCAACCACAACCACAACUGCUACAACCACAACCACCGCAGCUAGAACCACAACCACAGCUUCUCCAACCACAACAACAGCUGCUCCAACCACAACCACAGCAGCUCCAACCACAACCACAACAGCUCCAACCACAACAACAGCUGCUACAAUCACACCAAACACAACAGCUGCUCCAACCACAACAACAGCGGCUCCAACCACAAAAACAACAGCUCCAACCACAACUACUACUGCUCCAACCACAACAGCUGCUUCAACCACAACCACAACAACAGCUGCUCCAACCACAACAGCUGCUUCAACCACAACAACAGCUGUGCCAACCACAACCGCAGUUGCUCCAACCACAACCACAACAACAGCUGCUACAACCACAACUACCGCUGCUACAACUUCAACCACAGCUACUCCAACCACAAAUGCUACAACCACAACAGCUGCUACAACCACAACCACAGCUGCUCCAACCACAACAACAGCUGCUCCAACAACAACCACAGCUGCUACAACCACAACCACAGCUACUCCAGACACAACCACAGCUGCUCCAACCACAACCACAGUUGCUCCAACCACAACCACAGCUGCUACAACCACAACAACAGCUGCUACAACAACAACCACAGUUGCUCCAACCACAACCACAGCUGCUCCAACCACAACCACAGCGGCUCCAACCACAACAACAGCUGCUCCAACCACAACCACAUCAGCUCCAACCACAACAACAGCUGCGCCAACCACAACCGCAGUUGCAACAACCACAACCACAGCUGCUCCAACCACAACAACAUCUGCUCCAACCACAACCACAGCGGCUCCAACCACAACAACAGCGGCUCCAACCACAACAACAGCUGCUCCAACCACAACCACAACAGCUCCAACCACAACAACAGCUGCUACAACCACAACCACAGUUACUCCAACCACAACCACCGCAGCUACAACCACAACCACAGCUUCUCCAACCACAAACACAGUUACUCCAACCACAACCACAGCUGCUCCAACCACAACAACAGCUGCUCCAACCCCAACCACAGCUGCUACAACCACAACCACAGCUGCUACAACCACAACCACAGCUGCUACUUCCACAACCACAGCUGCUCCAACCACAACAACAGCGGCUCCAACCACAACAACAGCUGCUCCAACCACAGCUACUCCAACCACAACUACUACUGCUCCAACCACAACAGCUGCUUCAACCACAACAACAACUGCUCCAACCACAACCGCAGUUGCUCCAACCACAACCUCAGCUGUUACAACCACAACAACAGCUGCUACAACUACAACCACAGCUACUCCAACCACAACAACAGCUGCUACAACCACAACAGCUGCUACAACCACAACCACAGCUGCUACAACCACAACAACAGCUGCUCCAACAACAACCACCGCUGCUACAACCACAACCACAGCUACUCCAACCACAACAACAGCUGCUCCAACCACAACCACAGCUGCUACAACCAGAACAACAGCUGCUACAACCACAACCACAGCUGCUCCAACCACAACAACAGCUGCUCCAACAACAACCACAGUUGCUCCAACCACAACCACAGCUGCUACAACCACA